AUGAAGUCGACCGCCAUCAUAUCCCUCGUCGCCUUGUCGACGGUGGGUGUCAGUGCCGUUCAGCCAUGGCUGAAUACCUCCUUGCCCUAUGAGGAGCGACUGCUUGCUUUCAUCGCUCAGUUGAACGAUACACAGAAGUAUGCCAUGGUACAGGGAGACACCGAGCUCGAUGACAAUGGAACGGGCGUCAAUGCGUGCAUUGGCCAUAUCAGCGGCAACGAUACCCUCGGCAUCCCAUCGAUAUGUAUGGGCGACGGCCCCGUUGGUGUGGGAAACUCUAUGAACAAUGUGACAACCUUUCCGGCGCCCGUCCUCGCGGCCAGCACGUGGAACACAACCGUGCAAUAUCUCUUCGGACAGGCGCUUGCACAGGAGCACAUGGGCAAAGGUCGGAACGUGGUGCUGGCGCCCACCAUCAACAUCCUGCGCUCGCCACUGUGGGCGCGAGCCGCCGAGACUCUCUCCGAGGACCCCUGGUUGACUGCUCGCAUGGCCGUCGCUGGUGUGGAGGGAAUUCAGAGUCAGGGUGCCCUGGCCUGUCCGAAGCACUUUGCCGCCUAUAAUCAAGACACGAACCGUUUUGGUAUCGACCCUGAAUGGGUUACGGUUGAUGCUGAAGUCGACGAGCGUGUCUUGCAUGAGCUCUACUUUCCGGCCUUUAAAGCAUCUGUUCAGGAGGCAGAUGCUGGGUCCGUCAUGUGUUCCUACAAUAGACUGAAUGGAUACUUUACCUGCGAGAACGAUUGGCUUCUGAAUACCACGCUGCGACAAGACUGGGGUUUCGAGGGCUUCGUCGUGGCUGAUUGGUACUUUUCGACGCGCAGCACUGUUGGCGCCGUCAUGGCGGGCCUUGAUAUAUCGAUGCCUGGUGGUGAUCUUACCAAUGAGUAUGGCUUUCCGGCGUACUAUGGAGAUCUUCUCAUCGAAGCAGUCAAUAAUGGCUCCAUCCCUUACUCGCGCCUGGAUGACAUGGUGAAGCGAGUCUGGCGAUACAUGUUCAAACUGGGAAUGGUCGAUAAUCCCGUCACCGGAGAUGCUCUAUCCUACGUGCGGACGCAAGCCCACCUGGACCUUGCUCAGCAAAUGGUCGAAGACGGCACAGUCCUGCUCAAGAACGAGGAUAGCACGCUGCCCCUGAGCCCGGAAAAGUACACCAAGAUUGCCGUUUUUGGCGUGGAUGCUACCAGUCAAAGCCAGGUUUCUGAGAAUCACGGCGGUUUCGUCAUUGACUCGACCAUGGUCGUCCAGGCACCCUUUGAUGCCCUUGAGCGUCGUGGUGCUGCUGAAAACAUUUCUGUCAAGUACGCCGAGGCCUACCCCGGCACUGGUCAGUUCGCCACCAUCCCGUCCAGCAUGUUCAAGAAUGGCGGCGUCAACGUGACCUACUACACGACCACGGACUUUUCCGGGCCAGUGAACCAGACCGAUUUCGUCCCCAACAUCACCAUUGCCACUUUUCCCACGGAGCUCUGGCAGGCCUGGCCCCAAGUCUUCUCCGCCGACUACGAGGCCGUCUUCCUGCCCAACACGACGGGCACCUAUCACUUUUCUCUGUACGGCCAGGGCACCGCGCUGCUCUACCUCGACGACGCCCUCGUGGCCAAUAUGUCGUUUGCCAACUUUGGCAACUACGUCCAGGGCGUCGCCUACCUCGAGGCCGGCGCAGAGGUCAAGCUUACCCUCCGCUACGACAUGGGCUACUCGCUGUCGACGGGCGGCUACGGCGUCACCCUGGGCGUGAAUGUGGGCAACCAGACCCGCGACGCUGAGGCCGAUGCACUGGCGGCGUGGGCGGAUGUGAGUAUCAUUUUCGCCUCGGACCGCAUUUCCGAGGGCGCAGAUAGUGGCCUGGGACUUUCCCUGCCUGGCGACCAGGAUGCCGUCAUUACGCGUCUCGCGGGUCAGUCCAAGAGCACCAUUGUCGUGCUCAAUACCAACUCGGCCGUACUGAUGCCCUGGCUCGACAAUGUGGACGCCGUUCUCGAGGCUUGGUACUCUGGCCAGCAAGUCGGCCUAGCCCUCGAGAGACUCAUGUUUGGCGACGUGAGCCCCAGCGGCAAGCUACCAGUCACCUUCCCCAAGGCGUUGGAGGACGCCAUCCAGAUCAACACCAAUAUCGAGGUCCCCUUUUCCGAGGGACUGUACGUGGGAUACAAGGCCUAUGACAAGAGUGGUGUUGAGCCCUUGUUUCCAUUUGGUCACGGACUGACGUACUCGAACUUUUCAUUACACUGCAUGACAGUAUCGGCAAAUGACAGCGUCGUGACUGUUAGGACCACGCUCAAGAAUGAGGGAUCCGUCGAUGCGAGACAAGUCGUCCAGCUCUACGUUGGCUAUCCCGAGGCGGCAGACGAGCCACCAAAGUUGCUGAGGGCAUUUCAAAAGGUAGAAGUUGUUGCUGGUGGCAGCACCCUGGUUGAGCUCAUUGUACAAAAGGAAGAUCUAAUGGUUUGGUCUGAAGCAGCCCAAGGAUGGGUUUUCGUCAGCGGUGAUUAUGAAUGCAUGCUGGGGUUCUCAGCCGGGGACAUCCAGACAACUCAGGUUAUUAGUCUGUAA
This is a messenger RNA of Pestalotiopsis fici W106-1, 2556 nucleotides long. RefSeq lists its product as uncharacterized. The record is from RefSeq and is a predicted model, not a curated record. The transcript is spliced from 2 exons. Gene Ontology annotation, molecular function: beta-glucosidase activity. Gene Ontology annotation, biological process: glucan catabolic process. NCBI's taxonomy places the organism in Eukaryota, Fungi, Ascomycota, Sordariomycetes, Amphisphaeriales, Sporocadaceae. Bases 1 to 2556 code for a protein of 851 amino acids.